Protobothrops mucrosquamatus (brown spotted pit viper) is the source of this 1696-nucleotide messenger RNA. RefSeq names its product nuclear factor I C (gene NFIC). The record is from RefSeq and is a predicted model, not a curated record. Bases 1 to 1560 code for a protein of 519 amino acids. The transcript is spliced from 11 exons. Gene Ontology annotation, cellular component: nucleus. NCBI's taxonomy places the organism in Eukaryota, Metazoa, Chordata, Lepidosauria, Squamata, Viperidae. Gene Ontology annotation, molecular function: DNA-binding transcription factor activity, RNA polymerase II-specific; RNA polymerase II cis-regulatory region sequence-specific DNA binding. Gene Ontology annotation, biological process: regulation of transcription by RNA polymerase II.
AUGGCUAUCUGUCGAGAUGACCUCUCCAUUAUGUUCUACGUGGAGCUACCUGAAUCCAUUUUGGAUGAAUUCCAUCCUUUCAUUGAGGCCCUCCUCCCUCAUGUUCGGGCCUUCGCCUACACCUGGUUCAACCUCCAAGCCCGGAAGCGCAAGUACUUCAAGAAACACGAGAAACGGAUGACGAAAGACGAGGAGCGGGCUGUCAAAGACGAGCUGCUCAACGAGAAGCCGGAAGUGAAGCAGAAGUGGGCUUCGCGCUUGCUGGCCAAGCUGCGCAAGGACAUCCGGCCCGAGUACCGGGAGGACUUUGUGCUCUCCAUCACGGGGAAGAAGCCCUCGUGCUGCGUCCUCUCCAACCCUGAUCAGAAGGGAAAAAUGCGCCGAAUCGACUGUCUCCGCCAGGCUGACAAAGUCUGGCGUCUCGACCUCGUCAUGGUGAUCCUCUUCAAAGGAAUCCCCCUGGAGAGCACGGAUGGGGAACGCCUUGUGAAGGCCGCACAGUGCACCAACCCUGUCCUCUGUGUCCAGCCACACCACAUCAGUGUCUCGGUCAAGGAGCUCGACCUCUACCUGGCAUAUUUUGUCCGCGAGAGAGAUUCAGAUCAAAGCAGCAGUCCCAGGACGGGAAUCGGUUCUGACCAGGAGGAUAGUAAACCCAUAAUCACGCUGGAUGCAGCAGAUUACCAAGAGAAUUUUGUUACGUCAGGUGUAUUCAGUGUCACAGAACUUAUUCAAGUUUCCCGGACACCAGUGGUGACAGGCACAGGUCCAAAUUUCUCUUUGGGAGAGUUGCAAGGGCACUUAGCAUAUGACCUGAAUCCCUCGAGUACAGGGAUGAGGCGGACGCUCCCCAGCACUUCCUCCAGUGGGAGUAAACGGCAUAAGUCAGGCUCCAUGGAGGAUGAUCUGGAUACCAGCCCUGGGGGCGAAUACUAUGCCUCCCCUAGCUCCCCCACAAGUAGCAGCCGCAACUGGACGGAGGACAUGGAAGGGAGCAUCUCUCCAACUGUGAAAAAGACAGAAAUGGACAAGUCUCCCUUCAACAGCCCAUCUCCGCAAGACACUUCACCCCGGCUGUUCACUCAGCAUCACCGUCCUGUCAUUGCCGUACACAGUGGUAUCUCUCGAAGUCCCCACCCCUCCUCUGCGCUGCACUUUCCCACCACCUCGAUCCUGCCCCAGGGGGCCUCCACCUACUUCCCGCACACAGCCAUAAGGUACCCGCCUCAUCUGAAUCCACAGGACCCUCUGAAAGACCUCGUCUCAUUGGCUUGUGACCCAUCCAAUCAACAACCAGGACCGUUAAAUGGAGGUGGUCAAGUGAAGGUACCCGGGCAUUACCUUUCUACCCAGAUGUUGGCGCCGCCACCCCCAGGUAUGCCCCGCCUGGCAAUCUCACCUGACACCAAAUCUACCACGACAACUUCCGAGGGAGGGACCACCUCGCCGACGUCUCCCACCUACUCCACCCCAGGCACACCCCCUGCGAACCGCUUCGUGGGAUUAGGACCACGGGAUCCUGGCAGCAUCUAUCAGGCACAGUCCUGGUAUCUAGGCUAGUUGCAGCUUCCAUCUGCAUCAUCAUCAUCAUCACCAUCAUCUUCCUUUCCUCCCCCCGGGCUUUGGGCUUCCUUUGAGGAGAACAGUGCAGCCCUCCCACCCUUGGCCCAAACCUUGGGGGCAGCAUGGAGAGAGA